Molecule: messenger RNA, 758 nt
Organism: Lentinula edodes (shiitake mushroom)
Lineage: Eukaryota; Fungi; Basidiomycota; Agaricomycetes; Agaricales; Omphalotaceae
Exons: 2
Coding region: 103-495 (130 amino acids)
Source: RefSeq, a predicted model, not a curated record
CCAGUAGGUAUAAAAUGCUCGUCCACUACUACCUCGUUCUAAUCAUCAAAACCACACCGAUAAUUCCUUACAACGUCCGUACACUGGCAUUUCAUUUGCAGAAUGCAUGUUUUAUCAACCCUCCAUAUUUUUGUAUUAUUUUCUGGGAGUGUCGCUUUGCCUAUGUGCCUCAGCACACGUAUCGACAAAUCAGCUUCUAUGAGAAGUAGUGAUGAACCCGGACCUCCUUCUUGGAAAAGAGAUUUAACCGGAACUGCAUCUCCCAGUAGACCCGACUCACUUAACUCGGUCUCUGUUCCUGUUACUCCCUGGACACGGAAUGAUGCGGACCAAAGUUCUCCUUGGAUACGGGACUAUUCCAGGGCAAAUGCGGGCCCUUCCUUCUGGAUACGCGGUGCAUCUGGGCUAAACACAACCCCAGGGCCACCUUCGUGGAAACGGGAGGAAACAUCCCCGACUUCGACCGGCCGAGAGAGAGAGCCCCGUAUCGCCUGAAAGGGCCAGGGAUCUGGUUUGAACCAUGCAGACUCUCUCUCGAACAAGUCGCGGACCGAGACUAAUGUUAUCCCUUGUUGAGACGUUCUGCUAUUUGAAUAGAGGAUAUGUCCUCUAAUACAAGAGUUCAACAUUGAUACUCCCCCGUACUCCCGUUCUGUAGAUAUAGAUCCAUUGACUGCCACACUUGGGGAAACACUGACUGUUUUACAAGGUUUGAUAACAUCAUUACUUCCCUCAUAAUCCUGUCACUGCUGCAUGUC